Gossypium arboreum is the source of this 2652-nucleotide messenger RNA. RefSeq names its product phosphatidylinositol 4-kinase gamma 5. The record is from RefSeq and is a predicted model, not a curated record. Gene Ontology annotation, molecular function: protein binding. The transcript has 2 exons. The coding region runs from base 449 to 2320 and encodes 623 amino acids. NCBI's taxonomy places the organism in Eukaryota, Viridiplantae, Streptophyta, Magnoliopsida, Malvales, Malvaceae.
CUCCUGAAAAGAGGUUAAAGAUAAAUCUCAGACAGAAAGCGGGACAGAGAAAAAGGAAAAAAGAAAAAAGCGAAAAGAACAAUAAAUAAUUUUAUAAAAAGGGAGACUAAUCGGAUCAUAGCCAUUGGUUUAGCUUCUCAUCGUUGAAUCUCUACCGUUUGUUCUCAUUAGCGGCGGUAGCUCUUUCUCGAUCGCUGCUCCGCCGUCCAUUUCUUUGUCGCUGAAUCGGUUACAAUGUAAAACAAGGAGUCACCAAAUUGAAUUCAUCUUGGUGAUUAUGAACACUUACAACACAAACAUUUCCAUUCAAGUCUUACCAGCAUUUGAGUUUGGCGUCUGCUUGAGAGAAAAGCUCUCUGCUGCCGCCAUCUUCACUGCUGGCACUGAACUCUACCAGUUCUCCCCUUCAUUUCACAUAUCUUGAUCUGAACUGCUCCAUUGUAACUGGAUGGCUGUUGCAGCAUCUAAGGGACUCUUUAAUAGUGAAUUUCAUGGAAAUAAGAUGAUGGAAAGGAAAUCUUCUGGAAGAAGACGUGUCUUUGUGCAGACUGAAACAGGCUCUGUUCUUGGUAUAGAGUUAGAUAGCAGUGACAAUGCCCAUACUGUGAAAAGGAAACUACAGAUUGCUCUUAAUGUUCCAAUAGAGGAGAGGUCUCUCAUAUUUGGGGAUGUAGUGCUGAAGAAUGAUCUAAGUACUGUCAGAAAUGAUUCUCCACUUCUUCUCACGAAAAACUUUAUGCACAGAAGCUCAUCUACACCAUGUCUCUCACCUACUGGAAAGGAUGUACAGCAGAGAGAUCAGAGUGGUCCCAUUGAGAUAUUAGUAUGUUCAGAUCACUUUUCCAGGAUAAGAAAACUUGUAAGAAAAAUUGUGGAAGCAAUGAACUUUGGGAUUGAUCCCAUCCCUGUUUGUGGAGGUCUAGGCGGUGCCUACUAUUUUCGGGAUUGCCAGGGUGAAAACUGUGCAAUUGUUAAACCAACUGAUGAAGAACCUUAUGCUCCAAACAACCCAAAAGGUUUUAUUGGCAAAGCCCUUGGGCAGCCAGGACUGAAACGCUCAGUACGGGUUGGGGAGACUGGCUUUAGGGAGGUAGCAGCUUAUCUUCUUGAUUAUGAUCACUUUGCCAAUGUGCCCUCUACUGCUCUUGUGAAGGUCACACACUCCAUUUUUAAUGUCAAUGGUGAAGUGAAUGGAACCAAGCAGCAAGAGCGAAAGGAGUUUAGCAAGAUUGCUUCUCUGCAGCAGUUUAUCCCUCAUGAUUUUGAUGCCAGUGAUUAUGGGACUUCAAGCUUUCCAGUUGCUGCUGUACAUAAGAUAGGGAUAUUGGAUAUCCGCAUCUUGAACACUGAUAGGCAUGCUGGAAAUCUUCUGGUAAGGAAAAUUGAUGGAGGAGGAGGACUUGAUCAAGUGGAGCUUGUUCCAAUUGAUCAUGGCCUAUGCCUUCCAGAAAACCUGGAGGACCCCUACUUUGAGUGGAUCCAUUGGCCUCAGGCAUCAAUUCCUUUCUCAGAGGAUGAGCUUGAAUAUAUAUCUCAUCUUGAUCCAUUUCGAGACUCUGAACUGCUCAGAAUGGAGCUUCCAAUGAUUCGAGAGGCAUGUCUUCGUGUCUUGGUUGUUUGCACUAUUUUCCUCAAGGAAGCAGCAAUUUCUGGUCUGUGUUUAGCUGAGAUAGGUGAGAUGAUGAGUAGGGAGUUUCAAGGCCAGCAGGAGGAGCCAAGUGAACUUGAGUUCAUAUGUAUUGAGGCGAGGAGACUUUUAGAGGAAAGGAAUAUGCUUUCUGAUAACGUGAGAGCUGUCGAGAAUGAAUUCCAGUUUGAAAUUGACUGUGAGGAGGAGUCAGAUAUAACUUGUAAUCUAGAAAAGAAAUUGGCACCACAGGCUUGUUGGCCACUUGGUGGAAAUAUCCGGAACCCACUUUCCAAGGUAGAAGAGAAUGUAGAGGAAUGGACAGAGGAGGAUGGGAAUAUAAUACCCCCAAGGUCAGAUGAAUAUGCUUUUACUGCCCAAGAAAAGGCUCCAACUGUUCCAAGACUGUCAAUGUCCAUGAAAAAUGUUAGCAUUGGAGACAAGAGUUGGAAGCAUGAAAACGUAAUGCAGAAAAAUGGCUAUUUGUCUGGAACGUCAUCUGGAAACAGAAGUGUGAAUGAACAGCUUGCUGGAAGCACCAGAUUUGUGAAACUAGCUGAUAUGAGUGAAGAGGAGUGGGUACAGUAUCUUGAGAAUUUCCAGCAUUUGGUUUACCUGGCAUUUUCUAAUCGUAAAUCAGGGAGUGUAGGCCAGAGACAGAGACAGAGGCUUGGAACUUCAUGCCAGUUUUGAUUUAGUUAAUCUUUUCAAUGCUAAAGUUAGAAGGUUUGAGGGUUGUUGGAACCAGAAAGCAAUACUGUAGGUUACUUGAAGGUUUUCCUGUGAAGGAUGGACAUUGACCGGGUUGACCUUACUCUUAUUGGAGAUAGGGUACUACUUUUAGAUCAUGAAAGGUGAGGACUACUGUUCACUUUUCUUCGCCUCUUUAACUAUCACCAUUUCCAUUUGCUUUGUGUUUUUUGGUUCUGUUUCUUUUUCCUUUGGUGUCCAUAUAUAAAUAAUCUGGUUGAACUGCUCUUGAUUCCUGAAUGUUGAAUAUAAUAAGGAAUUUACAAGAAAAAUAA